Molecule: messenger RNA, 162 nt
Organism: Serpula lacrymans var. lacrymans S7.9
Lineage: Eukaryota; Fungi; Basidiomycota; Agaricomycetes; Boletales; Serpulaceae
Exons: 1
Coding region: 1-162 (53 amino acids)
Source: RefSeq, a predicted model, not a curated record
AUGGAGACGAGGACAGAGCAUGGGAACCAGAAGCCUAUCUGGACAAUUCCUGCAAUGCUGUUCGCGAAUUUUAUUCUAAGAAUCCCUCAGCUCCUAGGAAGCUUAGAGGCAUGGAUUCAAAACUUUUCAAUUCCCUUUUUCAAACUAUGCCCAAAAAUUUAA